AUUUGAGCGCGUUUUGGUUCCACAUCCGCGAAUUGUUUACCAAAUUGCGCGUAUUUUUCAUUCAACCUCCAAGAAAACUCAACGAGUGUACAAUUUUGUUACAAUUUUAUUCGCUCCAAUUGUUUGUGACUUUGUUUUUAAUCAGUUCAUAAAAUGGCCCACAUUAAUGGCAAGGAAAAUCUCCACACUGGAAUGAAUAACGUACACAUUAAGUCACCUGUUAAAAAUGUACUCGCAUUACGGAACGGUAACGAGAAAGUUCAGAUUGAAAAAAUGGAUAUAGAGAAAGACGCCGACAAGCAGAAAUUUGACCCCCAAUUAGAACCCCUACUGAGGGAGAAUCCUCGUCGAUUUGUCAUAUUCCCCAUCCAAUACCCUGAUAUAUGGCAGAUGUACAAAAAGGCGGAGGCUUCCUUCUGGACCGUAGAAGAAGUUGACCUGUCAAAGGACAUUAGUGACUGGGAAACCUUAAAGGAUUGUGAGAAGCACUUCAUCAAGCAUGUGCUGGCCUUCUUUGCAGCCUCGGAUGGGAUUGUGAAUGAGAACCUGGUGGAGCGUUUCUCACAAGAGGUGCAGGUCACAGAGGCUCGCUGCUUCUAUGGCUUCCAGAUAGCCAUGGAGAAUGUACACUCAGAAAUGUACUCUUUGCUCAUUGACACCUACAUAAGGGACCCUAAGGAGAGGGAUUUCCUCUUCAAUGCAGUAGAAACCCUCCCCUGUGUGAAGAAGAAGGCAGACUGGGCCCUGCAGUGGAUAGCCAGUAAAACUGCCACAUUUGGUGAGCGCAUUGUGGCCUUUGCAGCUGUGGAAGGGAUUUUCUUCUCUGGCAGCUUUGCUUCCAUCUUCUGGCUCAAGAAGAGGGGCCUCAUGCCUGGACUCACCUUCAGCAAUGAACUUAUAUCCAGGGAUGAGGGCCUUCACACAGACUUUGCAUGCCUCAUGUUCAAGCACCUGGUGCAGAAGCCGAGCAAGGACUGUGUGCUGCAAGUCAUCAAGGAUGCUGUUACAAUAGAGCAAGAGUUCCUCACAGAUGCAUUGCCAGUGAGGUUGUUGGGCAUGAACUGCGAACUCAUGUCAGAUUACAUUGAGUUUGUUGCUGACAGGCUUCUUGUGGACCUUAUUGGGGAGAAGCAUUACAACACCAAGAACCCAUUUGACUUCAUGAACCUCAUCUCCCUGGAAGGGAAGACCAACUUUUUCGAGAAGAAGGUCGGAGAAUACCAGAAGUGGGGAGUCAUGUCGAAUCCUAAUGACAAUGUGUUCACACUGGAUGCAGAGUUUUAGCUUUAGCACUUUAGUUUGUAUAUAAAUACUUUUGCCCUAAGUCUGACAGUAUUAGAAUAUUUCUAUUAAUUUUGGUAAUGAUUCUGACUUUUCUUAAUAUGCAUUUUUUUUAAAUGAUACCAGUGGAUUUGGUAUAAUUAUAUGAUGUGACUUAAUUAUAAGAGAUAAGACUAUGAAGAUGACAUUUUAAUAUUUUCUUUCAUGUAACUAAUUAUGUUCACUACCCGUUGACAAUAAACUAAUUUGUUUCUGAAACUAAUUUAUAUAACUAGAAUUUCAAUUCUACUUUAUUAUUAAAGGUGACAAUAUAGUUAGAUAAAGAUCAUAUUGUUAUGACUGCAUUAUUUAAUAAUUAUGCAAGAAAAAUUCACAAUAAAAGAUAAGUUUAUGUUAAGCUAACAUAAUAUUAAAAACUAUGGAUUGUAAGUUAAGUUUCUAGUUAAGAUUAAUUAUUCUGCAAUAAUUGUUAGUUAUAUAUUUUCGAAUCAAAUGCGAAAAUGUAAAGUUAAUGAUGGUUUCAAUUCGAAUCUUUGUGAUAUUAUUAUAAAUGUAAGUUUGAUAAUAUAUAUUCAAUAAUAUACUUUAUUUGCAC
Messenger RNA from Maniola jurtina (meadow brown), 1876 nucleotides. It is a transcript of the gene RnrS, whose product is annotated as ribonucleoside-diphosphate reductase subunit M2. Bases 154 to 1284 code for a protein of 376 amino acids. Gene Ontology annotation, biological process: deoxyribonucleotide biosynthetic process. NCBI's taxonomy places the organism in Eukaryota, Metazoa, Arthropoda, Insecta, Lepidoptera, Nymphalidae. The record is from RefSeq and is a predicted model, not a curated record. The transcript is spliced from 6 exons. Gene Ontology annotation, molecular function: ribonucleoside-diphosphate reductase activity, thioredoxin disulfide as acceptor. Gene Ontology annotation, cellular component: cytosol.